AUGGAGAACAGAGGCCGGUGUAAGCCGCCAACUGCCGCCCUAUAUCGGAGCCCUGGAACCCUUCCCCGGCGCCAACUCCUGCUCCUCUUUAAACAAGGUGGCAUUCAUCAACAAGUCAUCGUGACUUUGAAACCUGGUAUGGCACACUGGACCAACGUCAGAGAAAAUACCCCAUUCACAUGGGCCGGGCAAUCGGCCGACGACCCUUUCAGUCAGCAAUGGGCAAGCCAUAAUGGUCCUUCUGCUCAGCCCACCGGGCCCGCCGACUUGCUCAGUACCGACACCCCGAGGAACCUCGAGUCCCUGAUCAAGGACUUCAACGACGAGCUUCAGAAUAAUUUUCAGCCAGGCAGUGCUUCUGGUCAGCCGUCCUCUUGCCGGUCUGUCGACGGUGCGGGGACAGACCAGACCGACCUCCCUUUCGACCUUGUCAUUGACAAUGACAUCGACCUCGACGCGGCUAAACCAACAUCGUCCGAGCUGGCCCGAACAAGCAGCCAGGCGAGUUCUUCCGGCGUUGAUGAGGAGGAAUCUGUCAGUUUCAGCCAUGCCGGCGACUUUAACGGUGUAGGCUUCGAUGAUAGCUUUGGCCAUGGCUUCUUCAGCGGCAUCAACAGCCCGAGCACCACUUUCUCCGAUGCUAUUCUAUCCACAAACCCCUCUCUGGAGAAUAGCCCCCCCAUCAUUACUAGAUGCCCAUAUCUCAUCAUGCAGGCAGAUAAUCAUGUUUCUGGGGCUUCAUCGGCGACUGCGGCCAACACCCCCCAGUCAUCCAUAAUCGGUAUCGAUGAUGCUAUUUCAGACAUUGGCUUUGCUACUGCAGACACACCUAGAAGCGUUCCAGGGCCCCAUGUCAGUGCCUUAUCAACGGGGUUGGCGAAUCAAAGUCCAUUUUCGGCCACCUUGAGUCCUCCGUCGCCAUAUUUUGAUCGAUUUGAUUCCGAUAUGGGGGAGGACAGGGUUGCCGAUUUGGAUUCUUUGAUGUGGGACACUCCAUCGUCGUCCGGAGGAUUUAUCCCAUAUAGCGAGAGUCAAUUGGGCCCUUCCUUGGUGGUUGUACCUCCCGACAUGUCCGAUGUCCACAUGAGCGACUUUGGCGAAUGCACAAGUCCCGACGCACCUUCAUCCUCCCAGACACAUCCCAUCGACUAUUACCUCACGGAAAUAUACACCCCGCCUCUAUUGACACAGCCCCGGAGCGUUCCAAACACAGCGGUGCCACCGAACCCUGCAACGGCCGCGGCGGGCCAACUGUUGGUCCCGGACAGAAGACGUAGGAGACGAUCAGACCCGGUCCGAAUCGAUGCGGCCAUCAGAGGACAGGCACCUAGGCUUCAACCAACCAUUCAUGGCGCUAGUUCUGUAUUGCCACGCAGAAGCCCCGUUCAACGUGCCACGGCCCAGUUCCUGUCCGUUUCUGGCGGUACUCACUUCCAAAGAUUGCGUCCGUCCGAACCGCCGAGGAGACCAGGUGUGACGGAGCCCAUGCCCAUCAUGGUCCACCUAAGAAGGUUAAGCAACAGCAGUAGCAGCAUAUCCUCCGAUACACAAAACCUAGUGGGCCGGCCCGGUCGAUCAGGCCCGGCUCGCGGACGCCGUCAUGGCCCGAUGGAUCCGGUCUCUCGUGGGCAAGCCAAGGAGACGCGGAACAAGAAGAUGGUUUGUAUUCGCUGCAAGCAAUCCAAGCAGAAGUGUAAGAGAAGCGACGAUUCCUCAGAUGGCUCUUGUAUCGGGUGCGACAGACAUGGCGGUUCGCAAAGAUGGCCAGGACCUUGCGUCCGAGCACAUUUUGAGGAUCUCAUUCAAGCCGGAACUUGCAAUUACAUCUCACAACACGCCAUCUAUCACCCGACCCUCAAUGGCAAGACACGCAUCCGCAGAGAGCUUCCUAAACAUAUCCAAAUCGACAACCUCAUACACAGGUUAGAUUGUGUGCGAAAUCAGUUCAAUAUCCGAGUUCACCAAAAAGGUCGGUCCAUUUACGUGCUUGAUCUCGAUUCAUGUCACGAGUAUCUGCUAGGACUCAGGCAGCAGAUGGACGGCAGCGAGUGCAGCUUCCAGGGCUUCAUCGACCGAGAAAUUCUGCGUGUCGAUCCGAAGACGGACGACUGGGAGCGGUGCAUGACGCAGGUGACGACGUCCCGGGACGACCUGCUCGCCCUUCUUUGUCUCGUCAACAACAUGCCCAGCCGCGCCAGCUUUUCCUACGUCGUGAAGCAGCAGUUCACGUCGCUGGGGACACCGGUGGAGGGGCCCAUGAACGUGGAGAACCCCCAAGAGACGGACAACCUCAUCCUCGCGGCCCAACUCUCCAAGAUCAUCUGCCGCAAGCUUGAAGUCAAGGCCUAUGGGCAGCUGCAACGUCUCCUGCACGAGUCGGGCACCAUGGACGACGACAAGGUGCUGCCGUUCCUACAGAGGCUCGGCCGCAUCCUCCUGACACUGCGCUGGCGGCUCUCCUGGUGGGCCGUGGUUCCCGGAGACGCAACUGCCGCCGCCGUGUUCGACCAGACGGACAACGCCAGAAAACAGGCUGUAUACGCGCGGGUGCAGUCGUUGUGCCGGAUUCUCUACUUUUACUACUGCAGUGUUCGCAGACGAUUGCCGGUGUGGACGAACAUUGAGGCGCUGAGCGGCAUUCGCUCAAAGUACCCCGACACCGAGGCUGAGGUUUGGGACGAUUUUCCUGGUAAUGAGUGCAUCGAGGGAUUCGAGGCGUGGAUGGAGCAAGGCAAGAGGCUCAUCGACCAAGCUGGGGUUUUGAAUCGACUACGCUCGAUGGGCUUGACGGCGUGA
Colletotrichum orchidophilum is the source of this 2796-nucleotide messenger RNA. RefSeq lists its product as uncharacterized. The coding region runs from base 1 to 2796 and encodes 931 amino acids. The transcript is spliced from 5 exons. The record is from RefSeq and is a predicted model, not a curated record. Lineage: Eukaryota; Fungi; Ascomycota; Sordariomycetes; Glomerellales; Glomerellaceae.